Protobothrops mucrosquamatus (brown spotted pit viper) is the source of this 3598-nucleotide messenger RNA. Its product is annotated as protein zyg-11 homolog B. The coding region runs from base 27 to 2315 and encodes 762 amino acids. The record is from RefSeq and is a predicted model, not a curated record. Lineage: Eukaryota; Metazoa; Chordata; Lepidosauria; Squamata; Viperidae. The transcript is spliced from 14 exons. Gene Ontology annotation, cellular component: Cul2-RING ubiquitin ligase complex.
GGGAAAGUGGAUGCCGCUUCUUUGCAAUGGUGCGCUUCCUGCAGCUCCGACAACGAGCCCCGCUCAUCAUUUGUGGAAAUUGUCCGGCUGUGCAGGCAGAAGCUUCUCCGUAUUCUUUAGUUGACAUCUGCUUGAAUGUCUUGGUUGCUGAUCUGGCAAAAUUCUGUACAGAAAGGCCAGAUGGGUCACUGUGCUUGAAAGAAUCCGAAAGGCUUCCACAAGAAGUAGCUGAUCGAUUGCUGCAAAUAAUGGCAUAUCAAGAGUUGUUAAAUGAUGGCACAGUGGGCAUUUUCCAAGGAAACCAAAUUCGUUUGAAGCAAGCUUGUAUCCGCAAAGCGAAAAUCUCAGCCCAGUCCUUCAAGAAAGCCUUCUGCCAUCAUAAGCUAGUACAGCUUGAUGCGGCAGGAAUGAAUGAAACUGUUACCAUUGCAGAUGUCGUGAGUGGAUUGGGAAGCAGUAAAUGGAUCCAGAACAACCUCCAGCGUCUUGUCUUGGACUCGUUACUUCUUUUUCCUACAAAUUCAUAUGAAAGAUGCUUCAGUCAAUUCCCCAGUCUUCGUUCUUUGAGUGUUACAAAUGUGAUGUUCGGGGAUGAACAUCUAGCAGACGUUGCUACCCUACCAAGAUUAGAAAACUUGGAUAUAUCCAACACUUCCGUUACAAACAUAUCUGCGCUCCUUGCCUGCAGGAAUCGUCUGAAAUCUCUAACUAUGUACAGUUUGAAAUGUUUGAAAAUGCCUACCACAAAAGUUUUAGAUAUAAUAAGAGGACUAAAAUAUCUGGUUCAUCUUGAUAUCUCAGAGGAUCAGCAUUCUGGAUCCGAGAUUGCCUUUGGUUUGCUAAGGCAAAAAGACAUUCUGCCUAAUCUUGUAUCGUUGGACAUUUCAGGGAACAAAUCUAUUACUGAUGAAGCCGUAGAAGCGUUUGUCAGGCAGCGGCCGAAAAUGCAAUUUAUAGGUUUGUUAGGUACAGAAGCUGGAUUCACAGAGUUCCUUUCAGGACAGGGAAGCAUGAAGGUAUCAGGGGGAGAAAACGAAAUGCAGAUUUUAGAAGCUCUGAAACGCUACAAUGAAAGGCCAGCAUUUGUGAAGGAGGCCUUCUUUCAUCUUUUUACACAAACCUGUUUUAUGAAAAUUACAAAGCCUGAAAUUUUAAAGCUUGUGAUUAUUGGGAUGAGAAAUCACCCUUUGGAUUUGGCAGUACAGUUGACAGCUAGUGCCUGUGUCCUUAAUUUAACUAGGCAAGGCCUAGCAGCAGGCGUGCCUGUUCGUCUGCUCUCCAGUGUGAUUCAGCUGCUCCUUAAAGCCAUGGAAACUUUUCCUGAACAGCGGCAGCUGCAGAAGAAUUGCCUUCUUUCGUUAUCUAGUGUCAGGAUCCUCCAAGAUGUUCCAUUUAAUAGGUUUGUGGCUGCCAAAUUUGUUGUUCAAUGGCUUUGUAAUCAGGAAAAUCAACAUAUAGAAAGAAUUGCGGUUAAUGUAAUCUCUAUCUUGGCACUUAAGCUUUCAGAUGAGCAAGCAGCACAACUUUCUGCAGAAUUCUACAUUGUUGUUGGGAAACUGCUUGAAAUAAUUGAACAAAAAACAAAUCAGACUGAAUUAGAUACAACUUUCCAUUUUACACUUCGUGCACUUUGGAAUCUCACAGAUGAAGCUCCAACUAUGUGUGCACACUUUAUGGACAAUAAAGGACUGGAACUUUUCUUGGAUGUUUUAGAGAUUUUUUCUUCUGAUUCAUCUAUACAACACAAAGCUCUUGGCCUGCUGAACAACGUGGCCGAGGUGAGAGAGCUGCAUCCCAGGCUAAUGCAGAAGGACUUCGUGGAUCGUGUCAGUGAACUUCUGAACAGUGCUGAGAUAGAAGUCAGCUAUUUCGCAGCUGGGAUUACGGCCAAUUUGCUAUCUAGAGGUGAACAAGCCUGGACAUUGAGUCAAAAACUGAGAAGAUCCCUUAUUGAAAAGCUGCAUUCAACCCUUUUGAAGUGGCCAACACCAGAAUGCAAGAUGGUAGCAUUGCCAGCCUAUAGGUCCCUCAAGCCAUUUUACCCACUGCUUGACUGCUUUGCAUUACCUGGAGUACAGAUCUGGGCUGCGUGGGCUAUUCUGCAUGUCUGUUGCAAAACCCCUGCCAAGUACUGUGCAAUGUUAAUAGAAGAGAAUGGAUUACAGCACUUAUAUAAUAUCAAAGAAAAUGAACAGAGUGAUCCUGAUGUCCGGUAUCUAAUAACGGAGGUAUUAAGUUAUGUGGAAACUCAUAUAAAGUAUUAUGGGAAGCCUAAACAUCUAAAAGAGCUACAAGCAAUUCAAAUUGAUAAAUGAGGUCAUAUCUUUACCUCUGCCAUAUAGUGUUGACGGCUGUACUGGUGAUCCAUUUCACAAUUUUUGUUUUUAUCAAAAUGGCUCUUCUUGCAUCUUUUUUAAGUCUUCUGUAACUAACGUAUGGCUCUUGUAUAUUGACAAAUUGCUUAGUAGUAGCUUUGAAGAAAGAUGCCAGUUUUUAUAAAGGUAAUUGGGAAGUCCAAGGCUCUGCAAAUGGAGGCUUUGAAAUAAUGUUUUUUUCUCGCUAGAAUCUCUUUGUUUUAUUGUCCAUUCUCCAUAAGUAGUAGAAUUGAUAUUGUUCACUGAUUGCCGAGACAAAAUAAGAACAGCUUAAUAUUACUGACUGACUGGCAAGUUCUGGAUAAGGAAAUGUGGGUUUGUUUCUACUAAAACAAUGAGUCUGCAGCCAACAAUGGGGUCAGUCACAAGCCACAAUGAUACACUGUUGUGCAUGACCAAAGAAGAGAUUCUGGCUUUAGUCUAUUGUACAUAUAUGUUUGCCAUGAUGUAAUAUAAACCACUUUGUUACUGCAUUUUAUUUCUGGGUAUAUAAACUAUUUUUCUGGGUAUAUAAACUUUUAUUUCUGGGUAUAUAAACUAUUUUUCUAUGAGUGGAAAAAAUCUUUCAAGAUACUUUUUAGGUUUUAUCUAAAAAAAAAAGAUAUUUGUCAAUGAUGGUAUUUCAAACUGACUGCAUGUUUCUGUCUUCAAGAAAAUUGGUCAUAAUGCAAAAUAAAGCUUUCAUAAAGUCAAAUUCAUUAUAUGGUAGCUAACCAUGUAGAAAUGAAUUUUAUUUUUGCUGUUAUUAUUGUCACUGGAUGUAACAUUUAUGUUCUCCCAAAGUUGGGUGGCUUGGAUUAAUUGUUGUGAGAAGAAAAUAUAGUAGAUGCUGAAUUUAUCUUAUGGGAAGUUGCUAGUACAGUUAAAGCAAUAUAUCUGAGGAAAAAUGGGGUAAGGGAAAACUUAUGAAGAAAAAUCAUAAGUUAAAUUAUCUCAGGCACUCUAGAAGGGGGUGUGCUAAAAUAGGGUGCAUUUUAUGAAUAGUCAAGUUGACCAUAACUCAUUAAUGGAAAGGGAAAAGUCAGUAUAGUCUAAUAUUUUGACUUUUUAUACUGCUAUCUAUUAGUCAAAGCUUAUUCCAAUUAAAGAUCAGCAUAAAACAAACAAUUAUUACAGAAUGGGGCCUGUUUGUAAAUGUAAGCACAAGAAUUUAUUGAUUUUGUCCCCUGGUCUCAGAUCUCUAGAUCCUGUACCCACAACAUUCCUGGAUGUUCUCACAACUC